Molecule: messenger RNA, 1443 nt
Organism: Bactrocera dorsalis (oriental fruit fly)
Lineage: Eukaryota; Metazoa; Arthropoda; Insecta; Diptera; Tephritidae
Product: odorant receptor 94a-like
Exons: 4
Coding region: 72-1223 (383 amino acids)
Biological process (GO): sensory perception of smell; detection of chemical stimulus involved in sensory perception of smell
Cellular component (GO): plasma membrane
Molecular function (GO): odorant binding; olfactory receptor activity
Source: RefSeq, a predicted model, not a curated record
AGUAUAAAAACAAAGUCAGAGAGGUAAAUGAGUACAGUUGUCAAUAACACGUAACACUCCAAACUCCCAUCAUGUUCUGUGAUAAAAUUGCGAAUGCACGAUUUGAAAUAAAAGUGCUAACGGUUCUUGGACUUUGGUCCCCGGCUCAUAAUAAUCUUACGUAUUUUGGGCGAUAUUACCGCUAUUAUCAAGUCAUAUUGAAUAUUACGCUGACAUUUAUCUUCACGCUGCUCUUGUGGAUGGAAAUCAUAUAUAGUGCAGAUAUCGAUUAUGUAUUCCAAUGGAUGAGGCUGGCGAUCACUGAAACGUGUCUCAUCGUAAAAGUUCUGAAUAUGUGGUACCAUUCUCAAGCGGCUAAUGAAUUGGUUCAAGAAUGGGACAAAAGUGAUAUGUUUGCUUUAAAGACGAUUGAGGAAGAAAAGAUGUGGCAGGGUGCUCAACGAUCCUUUCGAAAGAUUGUAUUAGUCUAUUCGCUUCUCAGCAUUUGCUCGGUGUUCAUGGCUUUGUUUUCCGUUUUCUUCAUGGAAACACUUGCACUACCCAUCCCAUACUGGAUGCCAGCGUCGUGGCGCGGUAGUAAUGCGUGGCCUCUAUUCCUGUACGAAGAUGUGGUCGUGCCAUUUAGCUGUCUAUGCAACACCCAAAUAGAAUUAUUUUUGUGUUACUUAAUGUUCCAUUUCACACUUUGCCUGCGCAUGAUUGGCAUGAGGAUGGAGCGGUUGGGUGAUCAAGAGAACGAUGAGGAAAUCACCACUGAGCUUGGAAACAUAAUAAAAAUCCAUCAACGAGUUGAGUGUAUGGCCAAAAGCUGUCAGAAAAUCAUAACGUGGCCUGUGUUGGCGCAGAUUGUAUUCAGUUCUCUCAUAAUUUGCUGCUCUAUUUACUCCAUACAACGCAUAAGCUUUAGUGAAAACCCAUCUAAUUUUUUGGGUUUCAUACAAUAUGUCACUGCUAUGGCUUUAGAAAUAUUUCUACCAUGUUAUUAUGCCAACGAAAUAAUAGUGGAAUCAGAGAAUUUGAGCAACCAUCUCUACAAUUGCGAUUGGACAGGGAUGUCUUUGUAUAAUAGACGUCAAAUUUUUCUUUACAUGGAACAUUUAAAGCACCCAAUAGCUUUGUAUGCGGGAGGUUAUUUCCAAAUUGGGCUGCCGGUUUUUUCGAAGACUAUGAACAAUGCCUACAGUCUCCUAGCUCUGCUGGCCAACGUCAAUGAAGAAGAGUGAGAAUAUAUUUGAAUCGCAUAAUCACAAUGGAAGACACUUAUUAUCAUAAUGAGAGUUAAAUAUUUUUAGCUUAAACAAAACCACUUCACACAAAUUAUUUAUAUUUUUAUGUAUCCUAAGUUAAGGCACCUGAAUACAGGACAAAGCAAGAAAUUCCUGGCCGGCACUACUAGACAAAAUAAAGUUAAAUAUAAGAUAAUGGUUUGAAUUUACUGAAGUC